GUCUGUCUUUUAUUUCCAUUCUUCCUUUAUUGCAGUGGCUAGAACUUCCAGUACUAUGUUCAGUACUGAGAGUGGGCAACUUUGCUCAUUCACAGUCUUAGAGAGAAAGCAUUCGCUGCUUAUAACAUUGAGUCUACUGUUAGGUAUAAAGCUGAUCUGUGUGUAGUGAGCUGUUAUAAAUACUCUUUGCGGGAAAGGAGCAGUCUCCUGAUUUGAUGAACCGUCCCCUUUGGAGGCACUUCCCCUGCUGGAGAUAGAUUCAGGCCAAGUGGUUUGCUACGGUGAAGUGUAAGGAAUGAAGACCUUAGAAUCCGGACUCAGAACACGCAGAUUUAAAUUUUGGCUCCCCUGCGUUGGAGCUAGAUGGCCUGGGCAAAUUAUUUACACCUCUCAAAGGCCAAUUCCUCCUCCACAAAAAAGGGAGAAGAGCACCCUCCUCCGUCCUGCCUCCGGGAGUGCAGGCAUCCAGGGGAGUAAUUGUAUCACUGCCAGGGGCAGCCCUGCCCACACUGUAGGAGCUGGAAAACUGCCCCAGUUUAGUGAGAUCUUCACUGUACCCUGCUGUGGCCCCACCCCAGCACCUUAAUUGGUCUCUGUGGAAGUUUUGACAGUUUCUGAUAGGUCGUUAAAAUUUGCAUUUGGAAUCUUAAACUAUAAGACUAGCGGAUCUGGGGGUGUUGGCUGUCCCAAGAGCAGACAACUGAGUCCGUUUCGUGGGCAGAUCACGUAAUCCCCCGAUUCACGGUCAGUGUCAUCAUCUGUAAAAUGGAAGUGAAGACAGAGUUACUUCAGCGGGCUGCUGCGAAGACUGAAUUUUUAAAAAAAUGGAUUUGGCCAACCAUGGACUUAUUCUCCUGCAACAGUUAAACGCUCAGCGAGAGUUUGGUUUCCUGUGUGACUGCACGGUUGCCAUCGGCGAUGUGUACUUCAAGGCACACAAAUCAGUUCUUGCUUCAUUCUCCAAUUACUUUAAGAUGUUGUUUGUCCAUCAGACCAGUGAGUGUGUCCGUUUGAAACCAACUGACAUACAGCCAGAUAUUUUCAGCUAUCUCUUACAUCUGAUGUACACGGGAAAGAUGGCGCCUCAACUGAUUGAUCCCGUUCGGUUAGAACAGGGGAUCAAGUUUCUGCACGCUUACCCACUGAUCCAAGAAGCUAGCCUGGCCAGCCAAGGAGCCUUUUCUCAUCCCGACCAAGUUUUCCCGCUGGCCUCUUCCUUGUACGGCAUUCAGAUUGCAGACCAUCAGCUGAGACAAGCCACCAAGAUCGCUUCGGCACCCGAGAAACUCGGGCGAGACCCACGGCCGCAGACCUCCAGGAUGAGCCAGGAGCAGGUGCCCGAGGCCCCACCGCUGUCUCAGCUGACGUCCAAUCUGGCCCAGGUGAAUCGGACACAUCUGACUCCCUCGGAUCCCCUGCAGACCUCGCUGUCUCCAGAACUGGUUUCCACUCCCGUGCCUCCCCCUCCCCCUGGGGAGGAGACCAAUCUGGAAGCCUCUUCGUCCGACGAACAGCCCGCAUCCCUCACCAUAGCCCACGUCAAGCCGAGCAUCAUGAAGAGGAACGGAAGCUUUCCCAAGUACUACGCCUGCCACCUGUGCGGCCGGCGCUUCACCCUCCGCAGCAGUUUGCGGGAACACCUCCAGAUUCACACCGGCGUACCUUUCACGUCCAGCCAGCCGGGAGAAAGCCGCGUGCCCCUGUCUCUUUGUAGCAACGCAGCCGACCUGGGCAAAGACACCAUGGAAGUGCCUGAGGCUGGGAUGAUAAGUGACAGUGAGCUACAGCACAUCUCCGACUCUCCCAUCAUCGACGGGCAGCAGCACUCGGAGACGCCCCCGCCCUCGGACAUCGCGGACAUUGACAACUUGGAGCAGGCGGACCAAGAGAGGGAGGUAAAGAGACGCAAGUAUGAGUGCACGAUAUGCGGCCGAAAGUUUAUCCAGAAGAGCCACUGGAGGGAGCACAUGUACAUACACACCGGGAAGCCUUUCAAAUGCAGCACUUGUGACAAGAGUUUUUGCAGGGCCAACCAGGCUGCCCGGCACGUAUGCCUCAAUCAGAGCAUCGACACGUACACCAUGGUGGACAAACAGACUCUGGAACUCUGCACGUUUGAGGAAGGGAGUCAGAUGGACAACAUGUUGGUACAGACCAACAAACCCUACAAAUGCAACUUGUGUGACAAAACGUUCUCCACUCCCAAUGAGGUUGUUAAACAUUCGUGCCAAAACCAGAACUCGGACGUUUUCGCCCUGGACGAGGGGCGGUCCAUUCUGCUGGGCAGUGGGGACGCAGAAGUAACGGAACCUGACCACCCAGUGUUAGCUUCCAUCAAAAAGGAACAGGAAACAGUGUUGUUAGACUGAAUGUUACCUAUCUUUUUAAAAACUGUCGUUUUUACAGAUACUGUCUCCUUUCCCUUGCCCCAAUUCAGAACUGUAGUUCUCCAUGGCAUGAUACAAACAGGUCCCUGGUCCCUUUGUCCACCUCACCCCCUCCUCCCCAACCCCAGCCCUUCCUCCGUAAAGGCUUUGUGCAUUAUCAACCUGGAACAUGUUUACUUUAAUUCAGGGGAUAUUGGAAAGAUAAUGGUCAGUAGUACUUAUAAACUCAAAUAGAUUUUGAGACGUUUUAGAUGAUUUAAAAGCAAACUUGGAACUAAUGAAGGGUCUGUUAACAAAACACAACAACUAGAAUGUAAUUUGGUAAGCUAGAAUUAUGACUUUCCCUGGGUAAGAAGUCUUCCUUCUCAGAAAGUGUUGGAAAAUACAGCAUGCUUCUUAGAGAUACAGCUGGGCUGUGUACUAUGCAAAAUCUAGGUGUGGGGGAAACUUUUAACCCAAGAAAACACUCUCAGUAUUUAUUCUCCAGGUGUCUUAUUUCAGAAUGCAUCCUUUGAGAUUAUGUCCAGUCGAGAAAAAUCAUUAGCUAAGAAAUCUACUUGAACAGAACACAAAAGAGAAAAAGUAAUAAUGUGAUGGCAAUCUUAAUUUUUGGAUAGAACAUGACAAAGCUGUGAGUUGUGUGUGUUUGUAAGAGAAAAUGUGUGGGUAUUUGCUAUAAACAGGUGAAUUAAUGCACAUGCCUUAGCUAAUUGCUGGCUUCUUUCAAAGUUGAACAGUAACAAAACUCUCUGUUUCAGUUUCUGACAAAUCUGUCGGUUGUUUUAAAAAUCAGAUUUGAAAGUCCUGUGCAGUAGAUUGUCUUUCUGAAUAGAAAAUGACACGCUAUUCCGGCAGUUGCCAGUGUUAAAUCUGUUUUAGCACCAACCAGCUGCUUCAAAUCAGUGUGUGCACGUAGGAACGUGGAUCCUAGAGGGGAAGUUGUGAGCAAAGCAUGUGGUGACUUUAAUGACUUUAAAAGUUAAUGCUAAUAGUUUACUGGCAACAUUUGUUGAAGCAUCAAAAAUGGCAAAGAAAAAUCAGGACAAAAACGCCUAAUUGCUGAUUGGAAAAAAAAAAAAAAAAAACCCCAAAAAACAACUUGAUUUUGAUGUUAGUCUCCACUUUUUUUUUUUUUAAACACCUGAAAUUUCCUCCAUUGGCCUGAAAGCAGUAAACUGUGUCCACGAACCUUUCCUUACGCCAAUGACAGAAUGGUCUCACAGGACUAAACAGGAGCCAGAAAUAAGGACCGAAGGGGAAAGGGAAAAACAGUUCAUAGCUGUGCUGUACGUAUAUGUUAAAAACUGAAUAUCCCGUCAUCCUGUUUCAUGUAUAGUUGAGUUCGCAGAUUUGUAAGUUUUUAUACAUACUUUCAUGGAAUAAACAUUUAAUUAAGUGAG
Molecule: messenger RNA, 3787 nt
Organism: Acinonyx jubatus (cheetah)
Lineage: Eukaryota; Metazoa; Chordata; Mammalia; Carnivora; Felidae
Gene: ZBTB2
Product: zinc finger and BTB domain containing 2
Exons: 3
Coding region: 825-2369 (514 amino acids)
Biological process (GO): negative regulation of transcription by RNA polymerase II; regulation of immune system process; regulation of cytokine production
Cellular component (GO): nucleus
Molecular function (GO): RNA polymerase II cis-regulatory region sequence-specific DNA binding; DNA-binding transcription factor activity, RNA polymerase II-specific; protein binding
Source: RefSeq, a predicted model, not a curated record